AUGGAUAAGGAAUUGCUAGCGGAAGACAUUCCUGUCUUCCUGGACUUACUACAAAGUAUGAGCAAAGAGAUUGAAUCGCAGCUGACUCCCUCUCUCAUCUCCCUCGGGAUGUCAUUCCUUCAUGCAAGGAUCCAAGUAAUGCUAAAUUAUAUCCUGGAUCUGCUUGGUGUCAUUCACCUUAAACUGCAUGGGCAAUCCUUGGAGAACUCUCCCAUCAUUGACUCCAUCAUUCGAAUGAGGACGACAAUGGAGAAGAGCCGGCCACUUCAGCACAAACUUAUGUACCAGAUCAACAAAGCCGUUGAAGUAGGAAUGAAAGGGAAAGUGGAUGCAGCUGAUCCUCUCCGAUAUGCACCCCAUCCUGAUGCACUCGUACCCAAGGAAGGUGCUAGUGAUGAGGAUGAAGGUGCAGAGGAGGGAGAGGCAAAGGAGGGACCAUCAAAGCCCUAUGUCAUCCCCAAGUUUGCCUCUGUACCAUUCCCAGGUGACAUGACUGAAAAUCAGGAAGAGAGAGAGGGAGAGAAGAAGCGGAAACGGGAGCUGAAGCGGGAAGUUUUGGAGGAGAUGAAAUCGGAAUACUUGGAUACACCGAUGGAGGUGUGGGAUUCAGAGUUCCAUGAAUCUGGCAGUCGCAAGGGAGCCAAGCGUCCCAAGGACAAGGAAACCAUUCAGUAUGAGGAAACCUAUUUUACUCGACUCAAGGAGCCAAAAGGGAAGUCAAACAAGAAGAGGAAGUUGAUGCGCAAGUUGAAGACCAAAAAAAGACACGUGAAGAAGUAG
Molecule: messenger RNA, 780 nt
Organism: Darwinula stevensoni
Lineage: Eukaryota; Metazoa; Arthropoda; Ostracoda; Podocopida; Darwinulidae
Source: the annotation of a GenBank genome assembly